Molecule: messenger RNA, 3903 nt
Organism: Candidozyma duobushaemuli
Lineage: Eukaryota; Fungi; Ascomycota; Pichiomycetes; Serinales; Metschnikowiaceae
Exons: 2
Coding region: 1-3903 (1300 amino acids)
Biological process (GO): translation
Cellular component (GO): ribosome
Molecular function (GO): protein binding; structural constituent of ribosome
Source: RefSeq, a predicted model, not a curated record
AUGAUUGAACCAUCGUUGAAAGCCUUGGCUUCCAAGUACAACUGUGAGAAGUCCAUCUGCCGUAAGUGCUACGCCAGAUUGCCUCCUAGAGCCACCAACUGCAGAAAGAGAAAGUGCGGUCACACUAACCAGUUGAGACCAAAGAAGAACAUGAAUACUCCUGUCGGAACAGGAUUCCCUCAUGAUCCGAAGGCCUCCCUGCCUCAGCUGGACUCUGCUCCGCUUGAUGCAAAUCUCCAGAGUCAUCCGGCUUUUGUCAGCAUGUAUGGGAACCAGAUAAACCCAGCUCAGCAGAAACGCCAGAACAGCAUGUCGGCGUACGUCAACAACCCAUCCAGCAAGCGAACCCCUAACCCCUUGCAAAUGCAGCUCUCCAUGCAGAGCAACGUCCCUGGCGCCAACCAGUUGGGAUCCACCAACCCAGGCUCGCCUUCAGGGAGAUUCGCUCCAGCAGCGCUGCGUGGCAAGUACCGCAAGUCUGUCCAAUUUCCGUCUCUGCAACAGCAGCUACAGAACCAAGCGCCGCUGCAAGGUCACGGAUCACUGAUGAUCAAGACACCAACUCCAUCCAACUACGACGUCCCCUCAAGUCCGAACGUCACACAGUCCACGGCGCAUAACAAUUCGGAUCUGUCCGGAUCAAGCCCCAUGGUGGAUUCGAUGACCCCUGCUAAUACCUCCCACAACAAGGAUACCGCCUCCGCCACCAGCCAGUCCCAGUCCAUGCCCCUACAACAGCAGCCUUCGGUACAAUCCGACGCGCUGAACAAUCAACAACAGCGGGUCAUGACAGACGAGGAACAGCAACUCGCCACCAAGUUGAAGGAGACGUACAAGAACAUCGUGAGUUUCGAGGAGAUUGUCCAAAAGUCCAUCGUGGACCUCACUCACAAGAUUAAUCAGUCUAGCAACUUCUACUCCCCUUACACGACGUCCAUGUACGUCCCUCAGCAUCAGGCGCUCCACGGAUCGGCGCCCAAUUUCCAGGCCGCACUUCCUACAAACACAACCGAGCUCUCGAACAACUUGUGGACCAUCUAUCAUCAUAAUAUCACCUUGUUGAACAACUAUUAUGAUUUCCUCACCACUGCGUUGAAGCCAACGGCAAUCUCUACGCAUCAUAGAACAGGCAAAAACAUAAUUGAUUUAUACAAAAUCCCCCGCCGAAUGUGGGUCUACGGUAUUGUGGGAUUUCUAGAAUUGUUAAAAAACAUCAUGAGCAUUUUUCAGGAGCACGAGGUUUUUUCUUGCUUCAUCGCUCACUGCUUCAGCAUAGUCUCGAGCCUCACGGAUCCAUCAUGGGAGAUGGAGGGCUGGUGGUGUGAGAAGCUCGGUGACCUCUCCAGAAUGGCCAUCGCUUUAUACUCAUCGCGAUUCAUUGAUUGGAAAUCCAGUUCCGAGUACUGGUAUUGGAACGCUUUGAAAACACUUUACGGCCAUGGUAAGAUGUAUUAUCAUAUGAGUACUGUCCAGCAGGAUAAUCUAGAGGCACUCGUGAACAUCAGUAAGGCCGUUAAUUGUCGCGAUCCAUUUGUUCCUACAGCUCAAUACCUAGAGCUAGUCGUUGAAAACAUUUGUACUCAAAGGAAUAUCCUUUCUUUGCUUGAGUUACCCAUCAUCGACUUCAUCAAGAUUCAUAAGGUCUUAUUGUGCAUCAACACCAGCAACCCAAACUCCCGCAUCUCUCCUAACCAAGGUGACAUGUUCCAAGAAACAAGACUCAAUCAGGGAAUAGAUCUUGUCUCUCGGUAUGCUAUGUCAUUUGGCUCGGACUCCCAUGGGUACAAUUUUUUCUUGCGCCAGUUCAUCUACCCUAAUCAAUCUGAUAAACAGAACUCCGAUCCGUUCACUCAAUAUUUGAAGCAACAACAUGAGCAAGAUCAGCAGUCCAAUUCCAUGGAUACAAUAGAGAAGGUAAACUUUUGGUUCAACAAGGGUCCUCUUUUUGCAUUAGCCAACAUCAAUCACUUGAUUGGCUUCGGUGAUGCCAGAAAUCCUUUUGCAAAGUUAUUCUUGCUUCCAGAGGCUCUACGCGAGCGGAAAGACAAAAAAGAGAGGAAGAGGAAGACGAAGUCGACCGGUUCACAAGACCAAGCCAACAUGGAGGCAUCCCCUCAGUUCGGUGGAAUGACCAACGGCGUGGAUAGUGCAUCAGUAACUGGAUCUGAUCUUUCUGUCAUGGAUUGGUUCUAUUGCUUAGCUUAUCUCGACAAGUCAGUUUUGGAGCUCAACUUCCGAAUUUUGAGAUACUUCUUGGUUGGUCCAAAACAAGCAUCUGCAUGUCAUGUUAUUGUCUGGCUUUACUUCUUGAUCGCUCUCGGUGAGGCUAUUAAGCGCUACCCGGAGUCUAGGAACAUGUUCUUGUGGUUGUUCCAGAAGUUUUUCCCCUGGGAGGCAUUCAUUAACUACACUAACAGCAUUACCGCCAUUGUGAGGAACAAUACCCAUGUCAAUGAUAUGUGUCGUGAGUAUAUCAUCAACCAUCCUAAUUACGUGCAACAUUUCAAUGAGAACGAACACUUACCUGAAGUUUGGAAGUGUUGGGGUACACUCUGGUUUGACUUUAUUUGUGUCAAGCAAGAUUAUGAAGACUUUGAAGCUGCAGGUAUACUGAGUCACGAAAUGUUUGACCAGCCUAUAUGUGGGACUCCACCCAUGAUGAACCUCAACAACUUGCAGCAAGAUGGCUCAGGUCCCAGAGACAAGGGCCAGAAGGACAACGAGGAGAGACUUGUUCGUAUUGUUUUGCUUUCACGUUUACUCGCGGACAAUUAUGACUUUGGUUUCAUGAGAGACAAAGAUGGUUUCAAGUUUGAUCAGCAGGUUUACGAGGACUCGAAGAACGACACUCUUCUUUCGUUUCCUUCUUACAAAGGCUCUAGUGACAUGUAUCAAUUCAUCAACGAGGUGAUCUACGAAGACAACCGCUUGACGCUGGGAAGUUUCGUUACACCGAUCUCGACUUCCAAUCUCGGGCAAAGACUUCUGGAGGAUUCCCUCACACCAGAGUUACUUGAUGAGUGUUGGUUCCACAUCGCUGCGGGGUCAUCGUGGCUUAAUGGUACUGGUGGCAUUGAUUUCAGUGAUGUGAUACCCAAUCAGGAAGCUUUGGAAGGUUACGCCGAUACUGAAUCGAAUGACAAUGGAAUCGAUUUGGACUCUGUCGGCCAGGCUGGCCAUUUAGAGAAUCAUCAUUUGUAUCACCUCCUGCAGCAUCAACAGGCUUUGAUGCUGCAACAAAGAGGGGCUUCACAAGAAUUUUAUAACGGCAUUAUUGAGGGUGAUUUGGUACCCUCUUUCAGGAAGAAUUCUGUUGAAGGUGACCUUGGUGACAGAAUGGACACCUCCUUAACUUACAUAACCUUCGACACCAAUAUUUGGUUGAAGCACUGUGGCAGAAUUUUCAAGUGCGCUCAUAGCGGGGCUUUUAAGGUGCUGAUUCCCCUUAUCGUUUUCCAGGAGUUGAGAUCUCUUAGGAAAUCGACAGAAGCCACCAUUGCUGAUGCUGCUACGAGAUCAGUAAUCAUUAUUAGAGAGUUGUACGCCAACAAGGAAGUUGUGCCGUUGAGAUUUGACGGGACAGUUGCCAGCGACAUAAAUGAGGUAACUGAAUUUGAGAAUAAUCCUUCUUGGCUUAACAAUGUUGACCUGACUGUUCUCAAUGUGGUCACAGAGCAUGACGAGAUAAACAGGAAGACGAUGAAUGGAACCAAUGCCAUUCUUAGAACCAAGCCUCCUAUUAUGCUUGAUGAAAAAAUGGCUAAGGUUUUCCGCUACUGUGUCCUCAUUACAGACGAUAGAAAUAUGCGCUUGAGAGCCAAAACGACUGGUCUAAGCAGCUUCCAAAGCCGAUGGCUUUUCGGUCAACUCGAGUCUAUUAGCUCAAAUAUGUGCAUAGACUGA